Molecule: messenger RNA, 3270 nt
Organism: Physella acuta
Lineage: Eukaryota; Metazoa; Mollusca; Gastropoda; Physidae
Product: beta-hexosaminidase-like
Biological process (GO): carbohydrate metabolic process; glycosaminoglycan metabolic process
Cellular component (GO): membrane
Molecular function (GO): beta-N-acetylhexosaminidase activity; polysaccharide binding
Source: RefSeq, a predicted model, not a curated record
GUUUCCCGGAAGUCCGCAAACCGAAGAUGGCGGAAAACCAAAACUAGAACCAACAAGCAAUAAUAAUUUUUUUUUUGAGUUUUCCGGUUGUAAAAUGGUGGAGAAGCAUCUGGAUAAAAAAAGCGUGCCGGAGCUCGAGGAUCUAGCCGCGGAGUGGCGGAAGUUGAGCUGUGCCGUGCGUGAGGUGGCAGAGAGAUUAGAUUACAAGCUCAUCUGGCUGAUCAGUUCGUUCGUUCUGGCCAGUAUCUUGAUGUUUGUUUAUCUUCCGGGAGAUAUGGUCGGCGAACAAAACCCGCCGCCGGAUAAUCUGUCGUUAAAAUUGGAUGAUUUGUUAGGAGAUAAUGGUAUUAGAGCACUCACCCAGGAGGAACUCGACUACUUCGCCAAGAACAUCCAGCUCAACUUCACCGUCCUAGAGAACUCCUACUUCAACAAGAAGUUAUUCGAGGCUGAGAUUCUGCUCACCAACAAGGGCAAGCGGACAUUCCCAUCACAAGGCUGGGGCAUCGUGUUUUCUCAGCCGUCUUUGGUUGAGCCCAACUCGUACCCCUACCCCGAUGGCAUCGACAAGCCCAAAUACGGGGUCCGCUUCUACUUCCUCAUGGGGAACGUCUACCGCAUGGAACCCACGUCCAGGUUCGGAACCAUCCGAGCCGGCAAGAGCAAGUUUAUCCGCUACAUCAGCGAGCACUCCAACGUAGCCCUUAGUGAUGUCCAUCCCAAUUGGUACCUAGAAGCCCCUGGGCUCGAGGCGAGGGUCAUAGAAAACACCCGCGGGGAGUCGAUGGACUUUGUCGCCCCCUACAACAGCCCGGCCGCCUGGAAGAGGAACCUGGUCAUUGCUGACCCAGAUUAUGACGUCCUAAGUCCUUUCUCGGCCACCAAGCGUUACCUCAUGAUGGCCACAGAGGACCUGGGAGUGGCCCCUAAUCCUAUCCUACCCACACCGCUUCACGUGCAAGUGCACAACCCCCAAGCAUCUGUCAAUGUACUCACCAACAGCUGGGUCAUAUACACAGAGACAAGAUUCGCAAACGAGGCUCAGUAUUUAAGUGAGACCUGGGGCAUGAAGAUGGUGCUGAGGAAGCCUGGCAGCUACUGCAUCUCAUUCUUGGAGGAGGAAGUGCCGGUCAGCUAUAAGGACAAGACGUUACCCACAGACGAAUCUUACGAACUCCGUGUGACCCCAGUCACCAACAUCAUCACCAUCAAAGCUUCAAAAGCUGCCGGGGCAUUCUACGGCAUUCAGUCUCUCCUAAGUCUAGUGGACAAGGAUGGAAACAUCCCUGAGACCGUCAUUGUUGAUGGACCGAGGUACAAGUACAGAGGACUCCUGCUGGACGUCGCUAGAAACUUCCAGAGCAAGGAAAAAAUUUUCAGAUACUUGAAUGUGAUGGCCAUGUACAAGUUAAAUAAAUUACAUUUCCACUUGACUGACGAUGAGGGGUGGAGGCUUGCCAUACCUGGACUGGAGGAGUUGACGGAGAUAGGAGCAACAAGGUGUCAUGAUCCGACGGGUACCAAAUGCCUGCUGCCGUUCUUAGGCUCUGGUCCUAUACCUGGCCCACCUGGCUCAGGUUUCUACACGGUAGAGGACUACAGAGAGAUAUUACGGUAUGCCACGGCCAGACACAUUGAGGUCAUCCCAGAGAUAGACCUGCCUGGCCACAGUCACGCGGCCAUCAAGGCCAUGAUGGCCAGGUACUUGAAGAUGGUGUCACGUAACGUCACAGAGGCAUCACGCUACUUGCUGAGUGACCUUGAGGACAAGUCCGAGUACCUAUCCGUCCAGUCGUUUGCUGACGACGCCAUCAACCCUUGCCUGAGGUCCACCUACACCUUCAUCAGCCGGGUACUCAACGCCCUCUACGCCAUGCACCGGGACAUCAGCCCUCUCAAGGUUUUUAAUUUCGGUGGAGACGAAGUGCCCGCGGGCACGUGGGAGAAAUCCCCCGUGUGUGAGCGGUUGCGUCAGAGCGGCGUGACGUCAGACCUGAAGAGCUACUUGGUGACCCAGAUAUCCAACAUGACGUCCAUCUACAACCUUGACCUUGCCGCCUGGGAGGACGGGGUCAUGAGCGAGGGGAAGCCGAUGAACCGGGCGAACCUCCCCAACAAGAACAUCUACAUUUACGCUUGGAAUAAUGUAUGGGAGUGGGGCACAAUGAAGCGAGCAUACGAAUUUGCUAACAGCGGAUACAAGGUCAUCGUGACCCCGGCCACCAACUUCUACCUAGACCACCCAUCCGAGCCCGACCCCAAGGAGAACGGGCUGUACUGGGCGUCCAGGUACACGGACAUGAGGAAGGUGUUCACCACCAUGCCGGAAAACCUGUACCUGAACGCCGACACCUUCAGGAGCGGCAAGAACAUCUCCAUCUGUGAGGGGCCGGACAAGGAGGAACAGUGCCCACAGCUGUUGAAACCUGAGAACAUUGAAGGUGUCCAGGGGUGUUUGUUCGGUGAGCUCCUGCGGACCCAGACCAUCACAGACUACAUGUUGAUGCCGAGGAUGUUGGCUCUAGCUGAGAGAGCUUGGCAUGAAGCACCCUGGGAAUCCGAGCCAGAGAAGGAGAAGAGGAUGAAGGCGAUGAACGAGGACUGGACCAACUUCGCUAACACGGUGGGCUACAAGGAGCUGGCGAGACUGGACAGGAUUGGGUUCAAGUACCGGAUUCCACUGCCCGGUGCCACCGUUGAAAACAAUAUCCUAAAGACGUCCUUAUCCCUGCCUGGGCUGGGCAUUGAAAUAUCAGACGAUGGCGGCGCCACCUGGAAGUGGGCCCAGUCUGGUAUCACCCCCAUAGACAGCAGCAAAGAUUACCUUUUGAGGACCAGCUCAGCGUUCGGCACCCGGUACAGCCGAGAGAUCUCGCUGUUCCAGGAGUUCAACAAGGCGCCCUCGCCCCUGUCCUCGUAUUAUCUCGUGGCCAUGGGCGUCAACUUGACCUUCUUCGCCAACAUGCUCAACAACCUUCUCUAGCUGGGAUCUUGGUGAAGCAUCUUCGGGGCAGAUGCUACUAUCAGAGUACCCUCCACUCCACAUUCAGCCAUUAUCCCAUCGCUGAUCCAACUAGACCUUGACCUUAGCUUUGACCCUAAUCUACACCAUGAAUUUUAACUUAAGCCUAAAUUUAUUCCCAGACUUGUUUUUUGUGUCUAACCAAAAUUCACAGCUAUUCACUAAGCAAGUUUUUACUAGUCUUUCUUAUUUUUUUUAAACUACUCCUAAUCCUAAUCCUAGCAUAUACCCGAACCGUAAAACCUGAU